AUGAAAUUCAUAAUUGCUUAUUUGUUAGUUGGGUUUUUGUUUGCAACUACCACUAAUGCAGCCAAACCAAGAAAGUAUGAACGUUAUGGUCAAUUGAAACCAUUCUAUGCUUGUAAUUACCAGAUUGGUCAAUCAGUUUCAUUUUGUCAGUCUCCUAAAAACACAACGUGUUUAUGUUCCAAUGAAAAUGCUUUGGCUACUUUUGCUGGAUGCUUUGCUUUUGACAAUCGGAAUAUAACUCAAGUGGUAGAUUAUUUGGUAGAAUAUUGUGAAGAAAGAGGUAAUGUCACUGUUGACAAGGAUUGGUAUGAAAAAUCUUACCAAAACUUUGUCAAGAAUGGUAAAACUGCUGAAGAGAUCCCCAAUUUCAAUAAAACUAUCCCCAUAAAUGUGCCUUUCAAACUUGACGAUACACAAAUGCAAUUCUAUCAAGAAGGGUACAACCAUUUUAUGGGUAAUUAUGAUGAUUCAUUGUAUUAUGGAGUUGGCGCUUUAGGUUAUUGGUUAUUGGUUAUGUUGUUUGGUGCUAUUUUCCAUUGGAGUAAAUUCUUAUUCCCCAAUUUAACCAAAAAAUUAACUUUUAAACCGGUUAAUCUUUGGAGAGAAUAUGUUUCUAUGCCUGCUACUUUUAGAAAAAAGAAAGCUGAAGAGUUUAGAUUUUUGAAAAUCUUUGAUUCUUUAAUCCCAUCUAGAUUUGAAUCGAUUGUCAUAUUUUUUUAUUACGUCUAUACCAUUGUUACUCAUGCAGUCAACAUGGAAGCGUUAGACAACGAUCCAGUGUUUUACACUAAAUAUAAAGCACAAAUAAGAUACUGUGCUGAUAGAACGGGUAUUACUGCUACUAUCGUCAUGCCAUUAGUUUUCCUUUAUGCUGGGAGAAAUAAUUUCUUACAAUGGUUAACUGGUUGGCAAUAUCAAACUUUUGUUGCUUAUCAUCGUCAUACUGCCAGAGUUAUGUUUUUCUUGAUUGUCAUUCAUGCAGUAUUGUUUACUAUUGCCUUGGCUGAUUACUAUUCUACGGAUGUUAAAGAAACUUAUUUGAUUUGGGGUAUUAUUGCUACUGUUGCUGGAGGAAUAAUUCUUGUUCAAGCUAUGCUUUUUUUCAGAAGACGUUGGUACGAAAUCUUUUUAUUUAUUCAUAUUGUUUUAGCAGCUCUAUGGGUUGCUGGGGCUUGGAUUCAUGUUGAAGAAUUGGGUUAUAUUUGGUUUGUUUAUCCAACAGUUGCUGUUUGGUGCUUUGAUAGAGCCGUAAGAAUUGGAAGAUUGAUUGUUUUUGGAUUCCCCAAGGCACAAGUUACUUUAAUGGCCAAUGAGACUUUAAAAGUAGUUAUUCCUAAACCAAGACAUUGGAAGUCUGUCCCUGGUGGUCAUGCUUUCAUUCAUUUUAUUAGACCAACGUGCUUUUGGCAAAACCAUCCUUUCACUUUUGUUGAAGCUCCAGAUGGUAAGAAUAUUCUUGUCUAUUGCAAAGUCAAAGGAGGAAUUACUCAUAGUUUGUAUAGAUACUUGUCCAAUAAUCCAGGUCGAACUGCUUCAAUCAGAGUUGGUGUUGAAGGACCUUAUGGUGAACCAACCCCUGCUAGAUAUGCCGAUACUGCAGUCUUUGUUGCUGGUGGUAACGGUAUUCCAGGUAUUUAUUCUGAAGUUACAGAUAUGGCUAGUAGAAUGCCCAAAGAAACUAAAACUACCAUCAAAUUGUAUUGGAUUAUCCGUGAAUACAAGUCCUUGGAAUGGUUCCAUGACGAGCUCAUAGAAUUGGAAAAUACCAACAUCGAAACAACCAUCUAUAUUACAAAACCAGAAUUAUGUUGCUCAUCCACUGACGACGGUAGUGAUGAUGCUGGUUCCAAAAAAGAAUAUGUGGCCCAUGAGAAGAAUGCAGAGGGUGAUGAAUCCUCACAAGGUCCAGAAUCCAUUAGAUCUAGAUUAUCCCAUGUCACAUUUAAAGAAGGAAGACCUUGUAUUCAAGAUUUGGUUGAAACCAAUUUACAUGAGUCAAAUGGUUCUGUCGCAUUUGUUUCUUGUGGUCAUCCAGCUAUGGUUGAUGAAUUACGUUAUUUCUGUUCUAAAAACGUCGAUAAUCCAGAAAAGAAAAGAGUUGAUUUCUAUGAACAAGUCCAAGUUUGGACUUAG
Messenger RNA from Candida dubliniensis CD36, 2133 nucleotides. It is a transcript of the gene CFL5, whose product is annotated as ferric-chelate reductase. The coding region runs from base 1 to 2133 and encodes 710 amino acids. Gene Ontology annotation, cellular component: plasma membrane. Gene Ontology annotation, biological process: iron ion transport; copper ion import; intracellular iron ion homeostasis. NCBI's taxonomy places the organism in Eukaryota, Fungi, Ascomycota, Pichiomycetes, Serinales, Debaryomycetaceae. The transcript has a single exon. The record is from RefSeq and is a predicted model, not a curated record. Gene Ontology annotation, molecular function: ferric-chelate reductase activity.